AUGCCGAAGCAGCACGUUCUGUUCGGGCGCCCCGUGCCCCGGCUCUCCUCGAGGCGCCUCUCCGUCCUCCUAGCCGGCCUUUCCAUCUUCGCCGUCUUCACCCUCCUAUUCACCGUGCCCUCUUCGAUCCCGGGCCCACGCCUUUCCGUGUCCGACCACAAGUUCUCCAUCCCCAAGUGGAAGUCCCUGCCCGUGUGGCACCCAUUCAAGGCGCCCUCCCACCCGCCUCCACGCCAGACCAACGACACAUACGGCGAGUCGUCCUGGUACUCGAACUGGAGGUGGCUGUCUAUCCCUUUCUCGUCCACCAUCACACUCGAUGAGGACCGGCUGCUUCUGCCAAUGGUAAGGGAGAGACCACCAAUCUACUGCUACUAUGAUACGACUAUUCAGAGAGACGAGGCAAGCAAGGACGCUGAGAGUGAGAUACUGCUCACAUGGCGGCGAGCCUGGUGGGCCCAAGGCUUCAAGCCUGUGAUAUUGAGCGCCGCCGAGGCCAUGAACAACCCUGUAUACGAAGAGCUCCAGAGGAUGGAUCUGGAGAACAGCUUGAAGACGGAUCUGAUGAAAUGGCUGGCAUGGGAGAAUAUGGGAGGUGGCCUGUUGGCGCACUACCUGCUGUUCCCAAUGGGCUCGCACGAGGAUCCAUUGUUGGCCUACCUUCGUCGAGGGGAAUACCCCAGCCUCACCCGCUGGAACAAGUUGGGUGACGGGCUUUUUGCCGGCUCGAAGCGUGAGAUAGCCGAUGCUAUCAAGCUUGUGAUGAGCGGGCCGGAUGUGCGAAAUGUAAAAGACUUCCUCUCCGCGCUACCCAGCGAGAAGGACAGAGAUCCGUUCAAGUUGGAUGACAAGCCCGAGGCACUGGCUUUCUACGAUGCUAGGACGCUCGAGCAAACAUAUACCAAGGUUGCGGACGUUAUCACAGGCAACCGGGCGGAAGGACUGAAGCGAUUAAACCAGCUGAUCAACUCACAUCUACACCUCACCUGGCAAAACCUGUUUUCGGAUGGCAUCGCCGUACUGAAGCCGCUGCCGCACCACACGACAACCAUGAUUCAGAACGCCGUCGAGCUGGCCAACAACCUGCAGCAGUGCACUGAGUCGCCUAUGCAGUCCUCGUGCCCCCCAAACCGCCCCAAGUGCGCCCCGUGUGUGGCAUCCACGCCAAUGAAGAUCGCGAGUCCUUCUCGGUACCACAAUACCUCUACUCUCUACACAAUCGGCACCGUGCCCCACCCAUACACCUUCCAGAGCGUGACUAAGCUUAAGGAGAACAUUGACAUCCCCUGGAUUCGUCGGGACUCCGUUCGAGAUCUCUACGUCACCGAGAUCACCAAGGACAUCCUCGGCACCGGCAUGUCCGGCGGCCCACGUGUCCUGCGCUUCAAGGAGGCCGUUGCCGGCGAGUACGCCACGGCGCACUCUCUCUGGUUCGUCGCGGAAAGGGACCUCCCCGACGACCUGGACUGGCACUUUGGCUUCGAGAUCCCCAAGGUGGCCCUGGACCAGGGCAAGUCCGAGACGCCCGUGCCCGGCCCGGAGCGCCGGCCGCAGCCCUUCCACGACCCCAAGGACGGCCCCGUCCCCAACCCCGACGAGCUGAAGCGCGAGCCGCCGCUGCUGGAGCGCGCCAAGGAGUUCGGCCGCAGCAAGAAGAAGGAGGACGUCGCGGUCCGCAACGCCAUGGAGGCGUGGAACCUGGCCGACACCGAGGCGUGGAAGUUCACGCGGGCGUUCCGCGCGCGGUCCCGCGUCGAGCGCAUCAAGUGGGAGGAGGAGGAGUCCAAGUACGCCGGCGGCGCCGGCACCGAGAAGGACAGGAGAACUGUAGGCUGGGGCCGGUGGCUGGACAGGAACGACGACUAG
Phaeoacremonium minimum UCRPA7 is the source of this 1866-nucleotide messenger RNA. RefSeq lists its product as hypothetical. The coding region runs from base 1 to 1866 and encodes 621 amino acids. NCBI's taxonomy places the organism in Eukaryota, Fungi, Ascomycota, Sordariomycetes, Togniniales, Togniniaceae. The record is from RefSeq and is a predicted model, not a curated record. The transcript has a single exon.